This is a messenger RNA of Microbotryum saponariae, 4209 nucleotides long. NCBI's taxonomy places the organism in Eukaryota, Fungi, Basidiomycota, Microbotryomycetes, Microbotryales, Microbotryaceae. The record is from the annotation of a GenBank genome assembly.
AUGUCGGCGCGCUUGGGCCUCGUGCUGGACGGCUCUCCUUCCGCUGUAGCCUGUGGCACUGCUGUGGCCUCCACUCAAAUCAGCUCAGAAGCCUCAGCCCAGCUCAAGCCGGACGGACGCGCAGCAUCGUUACGUGGGAGGAGGAAGCCAGCGACUCGAUUGACCCAGGGUUUGGUGAUUCGUAUUAGCUCACUGAUGGCCACGUCGACGGGGACGGGGACGGGAUGGGACGAGUACGUCGACAGCGCGGCACCGCUUGUUGCGCAGGGCUUUGAGCCGGUCGAUGGCGCGGUGUAUGGACACCAGCCAGAAGGCGACGAGGUCAGUGUAUAUUCCAUGCGCUUUCGGGGCCGAUGGCCAAUGGCUGAGGUCUGGCCAUCUCUUCUCUUCGUCACACCCCCCGAUCGUACCCCACCUUGACCUUGACCAUCACCACCGACACUGCUCCUGAUGUCCGACGGCGUGUUGCACUGCAGGCCGGCGACUCUCCCGCCUUCUCUCUGGGCCGAGUGCAGUUCGCUCUUUCGAGUGCACUGCAUUCGUUGUCGUGCAGCUCCAACGUGCUACUGCUGUGCGUCGUCGGCGUGCCGCGAGCUUCCCCCACCGCGACCGUCGGCGGCCAGUCACCGCAGCUGAUCCGCAUCGACCUCGACCGGCCCACCGAAGUCGACACCAUCGACCUUCCGAUACCACCUCCGACUAUCUCCCAACGCGACGGGUCCACAUCGACCAAGCUGCACCGCGUUCACGUCGAUCCGACGGGGCGACAUGUCAUCGUCUCGGCCACGACCGGCGACAACUUCUACGUCUACGUCGGCGCCUUGCCCAUCGGCAGUUCGAGCUCCAACACGAGUCGUAAAGUCAAGCCGCUGCAGAGGUUGCGAGGCGCCAUCAUCGAGUCCGUGUCGUGGUCGUCGGCCACGGCCUCGGCGAGCGGUGGGCAGGGCAAUGGCUCGAACGCCGUGCUGUCGACGUUCUCGACUCGCGACAUCUUGUUGGGCACCGCAUCGGGUCAGAUCCUCGAGACGUGCUUGCUCGAUCCGACAUUGAGCGAAUCGACAUCCUUCUCCUUGCCUGUACCAGGGAGGUCGGGAACUCCCGAGCGAUACGUCAAAAACCUCUUCACGCUUUCCGAUCGGCAGGCUGUCACAGGAUUGAGACGCGAGUCGUGGGGCAAGCGAGCAGCGGUUAUUGCAACGACACAGACACGCAUCUAUCAAUUCGUCGGAACCUUGAGCGAAGGGAGAUCGACCGACGAAGAAGGCGGUGGCCUGUCGGAGGCCGUCAUGGCGCUCUAUUCGAGCGGAGAGGCGCAACCUAGUAAGUCCCGCAGCAGAGGGUACAGCUGGCGACCUUGGCUGACGACAUUAUCUCUCUCACAGAAUCCCUUGAAUUGCCGGGCGAGCCGAUCAGUUCGGAACUUCACUUUUUUGCCCCCGUCCGAGUUGACUCCAAGGGCAAUAUCGUCGGAUUGGGCCUGCCCAGGAGCGUUGCUUGGCUCACCGGCCCGGGGAUCUACCACGGCGCACUCUCCUUUCCACCGCCUUCGUCGGACCAUCUCCAACCAGGCGAUGGCGUCAUCGAAUCCGCUUCCCUCGUGCCUUUCCCUUCCCAACCCACCGCCCCGACCCACGUCAGCUCGUUGCAGCGCUCCUACUCGGACGCGCACCGACACGUUGCAGAGCGGAUAGAUACUCCCAUCAGUAUGGCUCUGACUGAGUGGCAUAUUGUUCUUUUGUACGAGGACAAGAUUCGCGUCAUCGGGCUUUUGAGUGACAAGAUCGUGUUUGAGGAACCGCUGGAUCUGGUGAGGCACUUGGACCUUUAGGAGUCUUUCCAGAGUAAAUCUUUCCAGAGUAGACUUGCUGACUUCUUUUCACUUCCCGCAAAAGCCCUCCGGAGUCAAGCCGAUCCGACUGUCGACCGAUCCGAUCCGCAAGACAUGUUGGAUGCAUACCGAUCAGUCUAUCUUCGAACUCGUCAUCAAGGAUGAAGAUCGGGAUGUGUGGAAGACGUACCUGCAGCGGUCGAACUGGGAACUUGCACGCAAAUACACGAAGGUGCGCGUUGGGAUCCCUGUUUUGUGUGUGCUGCCGGGACACAUCACUAAGCGUCUCCCAUCUUUUCCAGACUCGACGACAACGAGACCAAGUCUUGUCGGCCGAGGCGGAUGCGUACUUUGCUCAAGGGCGUUAUAUUCAAUCGGCGCAAUGCUACGCUCAGUCGUCCAAGAGCUUUGAAGAGGUCGCCCUACAGUUCGUCGAUAAGAACGAACGCGAUGCGCUGAGGUACUACUUGACCGCCAAGUUGGAACGGAUAAACAAGAGCGUGAGUCGAUGAGCUCGACCCCAAUUUUGGCCAUCGGACCAACUUUCUGAGCCAGGUUCGCGUCGGUUUCCACAGGAUUUGACGCAACGCAUGAUGCUUGCGACGUGGCUCGUCGAGAUCUACUUGUCCAAGAUCAAUCAAUUGGAAGAUAUGGCCGCGGCGGAGCGAUCGACAGAGGACGCGCAAAAUUUUGAGGUUGAGAAACCGAUGAUUGAGGAGGACUUGAGGAACUUUUUCAAGACUUACAAGGCGAGUCUCAUCGAUUAGUCUGUGUGGUUUGAGCUCCGCGCUGAUUUUACUCCUCAAUCCUCAAUCCUCAGGACAACCUCGACCCGACCACGAUCUUCGACCUCCUCCAAUCGCACGGACGGGAGGAGCUGACGCUGUACUAUGCCUCAAUCGUCGGCGAUCAUGAGCGGAUCGUCACGCACUGGGUCCUGGAAGAGAACUGGAAGAAUGCGCUCGUGUCUCUAAACCAGCAGGUGAGAUCGAUUGCGGGUGAUUGGAGCAAUGAGGUGGGAUCUGACUCUUGCAUCUGGCCGUCGAUACCCGCAGGAGGGCUUGGAUGCCUACUACCGCUUCGCUCCCGUUCUCUUGCGACAUGCACCGAACGAGACGGUCGAGACCUUCAUGCGACAGCCAUCACUCGAUGUUCGACGGCUCAUCCCUGCUUUGUGCGCUCCACGACCAUCGACAUCUUCCUCCUCAGGACUGGGGCCGAUACGAAGAUACCUCCAGUACUCGAUCCUACAGUUGCAAAACACCGAGACCUCUGUCCACAAUGCCUUGCUUACCCUCUAUGCAACUGAUCCUUCCGCAUCCGAAGCCGAUUUCCUCCACUUCCUCUCCGUCAGCCCUGAUGAUCCAAUCACGGGCGAAUCAUACUAUGACCUCGACUACGCACUGCGGUUAUGUCGCGCCAACAAGUGUGUGCAAGCCUCGGUGCUCAUCUACGGCAAGAUGGCCUUGUACGAAUCCGCGGUCGACCUCGCGCUUGAACACGACGAUCUCGAACUAGCCAAGAUGAGCGCCGAUCAACCCGAAGACGAUGACCUAUUGCGCAAAAAGCUGUGGCUCAAGAUCGCGCACCACGUCGUCGCGCAAAAAAACGACGUCAAAACGGCGAUGAAGUUUCUCGAAAGUACCGAUUUGCUCAAGAUUGAAGAUGUCUUGCCCUUCUUCCCCGAUUUCGUCGUCAUCGAUCAUUUCAAGGAAGAGAUCUGUUCGGCCCUGGAAGGGUAUUCGGCCCAUAUCGAACGCCUCAAAGAAGACAUGGACGAAGCGACGCGUAGCGCCGAACAAAUCAAGAGCGAUAUCGCCGACUUGCGCCAUCGUUUCAUCACCGUCGACGCAUCGGAGAAGUGCGGGAGUUGUCAUUUGCAACUUCUGACACGACAGUUCUACGUCUUCCCUUGUCAGCAUUGCUUUCAUGCCGAUUGUCUGAUCAAGGAAGUGACCAAGAUCCUUUCGCCCGUCGCGUUGAGGAGGAUGUUGGACCUUCAGGCCAAGUUGGCUCCUUCGACCGCGCCCGUACGGACGAGGAGGACAUUGACGGAGGAUACGCAGAAUCAGGGUCUCAAACUCGCUGUCGCUUCAGUACAGGGGUUGGACCAAUUGCGGAAACUUGUGCUUCCUGAUGCUUUGCUCGGUGCGAUCGGCGGAGCGAUCCCGGGCACAGGCAAAUUACGUUUGGGAGGAAGUGGCGACCUCUCGACGACGCCGCGUUUGGACAAGCCCGCGAACCAUGUUGGGACCGUGUCGGGUGAUAAGGAGAGCUUGAGGGAGGCGUUGGACGAUCUGUUGGCGAGUAAUUGUGUGCUGUGUGCAGGGGGCAUUGCGGCGGUCGAUAAGGGUUUUGUGGAGGAGGGGGAAGAAAUGUAA